AUUUUUUUACACAUUUAAUGGAGACCCGACAAAAACAAUACAAUAUCCUUAAACAACUUGAAAAACGGCUUUUUCCAGAUGUAUUUCGACCAUGCGGAAUGGCCGUUGACUAUCUCAUUAGACAAUCAUUAAAACGUUUACAAGUCCUACAAGAAACUCCUUUCACAGAUGUAACACAAACGGAAUUAAAAAAUAUUUUAGACCGGGUGAAUGACACUUUACGUUUAAGCACGGAAAAAUUCUAUUCCUAUCCAUUUUCUAAGGUUCCUUUUGCCUGGAAACAGCUCUAUGCCUAUGCAAGUAUUCUUAAGGCUAUAAUACAAACAGAAAUGCAUGAAGAAACUGCAGAAAUUAUUAAAACACUUGACAUGGCACUUAUUAUGACCAACGGAGCGGAUGUUAAAGCCUUUAUAAUGACACUAUUGGCUUUACAAGAACCCAAAAUAAAUGCAGAUCAUCAAAUACAAGAUUUUUAUGUAAGAAAAACAGAAAAACACAAAAAAAUACAAUUCCCUAUUCGUUACGCAGAAUGCCCUUCUUUAGAAGCAUUCCACAAAGAUAUGUUUAAUAUUAAGCAACCACUUAUCAUCAAAAAUAGUAUUAACCAUUGGCCAGCAUUGGCUCAAGACGGCUGGGCAAAAAUAAAAACAUUAUUAGACAAAACACAUCAAGGACUUCGUAUUGUACCAGUGGAGAUCGGGAAAAAUUAUACAAGUGAAGAUUGGGGACAACGGUUAAUGCCUUUCUAUGAAUUUUUGGAAAAAUAUAUAUUACAAAAAAAAAACUCAUCAAAUGAAAAAAACAAGGAAAAAGAAAUCGGAUAUCUUGCACAACAUGAUUUAUUCUCUCAAAUACCAGCAUUAAGGGAACAGAUUGUUAUUCCAGAUUAUUGUUUUUUGACACCUCCGCCAAUACCUUUUCAUCAGCAAGAAUACAUUAAAGAGAUGCCAACACUAGACGAACCUCUUUUAAAUGUAUGGUUUGGUGGGGAGGGUACUGUUAGUCCUUUACAUACAGAUCCAUAUCAUAAUAUUCUUUCUCAAGUUGUAGGAUGGAAAUAUGUAAGGUUAUAUGCACCUGAGGAAAGAGAAGCGUUAUAUCCCCGGUCUAUUGAAGGGGGCAUAGAUAUGAGUAAUACGAGUCAGGUCGAUCUUGAUAAUCCAGAUACAGAAAAAUUUCCCAAAUUUUUACAAGCAAAAUAUGUAGAAAGCAUUAUUGGUCCUGGUGACUGCCUUUAUAUUCCGGUAGGCUGGUGGCAUUAUGUAAGAAGUUUAAGCAUAAGUUUUAGCGUAAGUUUUUGGUGGAAUUAAUAUUCAUGAAU
Molecule: messenger RNA, 1321 nt
Organism: Pneumocystis murina B123
Lineage: Eukaryota; Fungi; Ascomycota; Pneumocystomycetes; Pneumocystales; Pneumocystaceae
Exons: 4
Coding region: 18-1310 (430 amino acids)
Molecular function (GO): 2-oxoglutarate-dependent dioxygenase activity
Source: RefSeq, a predicted model, not a curated record